This is a messenger RNA of Polychytrium aggregatum, 576 nucleotides long. RefSeq lists its product as uncharacterized. The coding region runs from base 1 to 576 and encodes 191 amino acids. NCBI's taxonomy places the organism in Eukaryota, Fungi, Chytridiomycota, Chytridiomycetes, Polychytriales. The transcript has 3 exons. The record is from RefSeq and is a predicted model, not a curated record.
AUGCAACUGCCGCACGAGUACAUCAUGUGUGGACUGCAGCACCCAACGACGCUCAAGUGCAGCCUGAAUGCCGUCCAAGCCUUCCACAACGAGUGGUGGCGAGCCAUGAGCCUCUACACACCUCUGAAUGCGAUCAUGGUUGUCAUCUUCCGCGGAAGCGCCCUCUUCAAGGAUCCGUUGCAGACGCUCAGCCGGUUGGCUGUAUCGAUCCUCCGGUCAUCGCUGUUCCUUACUUGCUAUGUGACAACAGCAUGGACACUGCCGUGCUACCUUCGCCGAUUCUCCGGAACCGACCGCCAGUGGCACUACUACAUCAAUGGGAUCUUGGCCGGCAUGAUGGUCCUGAUCGAAGUCCCUGGUCGCCGCCUGGAACUAGCGCUGUACUGCAUGCCCCGUGCUCUCGAGAGCUUCUGGAACUGCGGUGUCAAGUGGAAGUGGUGGAAGAAUAUUCCCGGCGGCGAGGCCAUCUACUUUUGCUUUGCCACAGGCGUCUUGAUGACUUUCUACCAGAACGAUCCCGCCAUCAUCCACGACGGCUACCGCAAGGUCAUGGUUCGCUUCCUCGGCAUCAACUGA